Pogonomyrmex barbatus (red harvester ant) is the source of this 924-nucleotide messenger RNA. It is a transcript of the gene RpS2, whose product is annotated as ribosomal protein S2. Gene Ontology annotation, molecular function: structural constituent of ribosome; RNA binding. NCBI's taxonomy places the organism in Eukaryota, Metazoa, Arthropoda, Insecta, Hymenoptera, Formicidae. Gene Ontology annotation, cellular component: ribosome; cytosolic small ribosomal subunit. The record is from RefSeq and is a predicted model, not a curated record. Gene Ontology annotation, biological process: translation.
CCUUUGUGGUCUUUAGAGCAAGGGAAAAGAAGGAACAAUGGCGGACGCCGCUCCAGCCGCACGUGGUGGUUUUCGUGGAGGUUUCGGUUCACGUGGAGGUGGAGGUGAUCGUGGAGGCCUAAGAGGUCGAGGUCGUGGAGGUCGAGGCAGAGGACGCGGCCGCGGACGUGGUAAAGAAGACAGCAAAGAAUGGGUGCCGGUUACAAAACUUGGUCGUUUGGUCAGAGAUGGCAAAAUUCAAUCUCUCGAGCACAUUUAUCUGUUUUCCUUGCCUAUCAAGGAGUUUGAAAUCAUUGACAAAUUCCUCGGACCGGAUCUAAAGGACGAGGUUUUGAAGAUCAUGCCGGUACAAAAGCAGACACGAGCCGGUCAACGUACGCGUUUUAAGGCUUUCGUUGCUAUUGGAGAUAGCAAUGGGCAUAUUGGACUCGGAGUAAAAUGCUCCAAGGAAGUAGCUACUGCGAUUCGUGGCGCUAUCAUUUUGGCCAAACUUUCUGUCGUGCCAGUACGACGUGGUUAUUGGGGUAAUAAAAUCGGUAAACCGCACACAGUGCCAUGCAAAGUGACUGGCAAAUGCGGUUCCGUGCAAGUGCGCCUGAUACCUGCACCCAGAGGUACCGGCAUCGUAUCUGCCCCAGUUCCCAAGAAACUGCUUCAGAUGGCUGGUAUCGAGGACUGUUACACUUCAGCUAGAGGGUCAACCUGUACACUUGGCAAUUUCGCCAAAGCCACUUAUGCCGCGAUCGCCAAGACUUAUGCUUAUCUGACACCAGAUUUGUGGAAGGAGCAGGCUCUGGCUAAAGCACCAUAUCAGGAAUUUGCUGACUAUCUGUCAAAGACUCAUAAAGGAGGAGCGAAAGCAGCUGAAGUUGUUUAAAUAAACGUCCAAUUUCCAUUAAAGGAGUUCUUUGACAAAUUGUAAAA